UCCCCUGUGUGUGUUUACCAAAUCACCACCAUGCCUUGCAUAUUGCUGAACCUCUGUGAAUAUGACACACAAAAACUCGUCAAAAUCAAGAGCGUCAGACUUGGGUCGCUGAAAUGGACCUUAAACGUAGUGAUCUUGAUGUUCAUUUGUAUCAUGAUGUUAUGGAAUAAGGAAUACCAAGAGUAUGAUCUAGUAGUCAGUUCUGUCACCACAAAGGUUAAGGGAGUGGCAGAGAUAUCUAUACCAGACAUUGGAGAAGUCGUGUGGGAUGUGGUGGACUACAGUGGACUAUCGCAGGGAAAAAACUCAUUUUUUGUCGCGACAAAUGUCAUAGUCACAAAGAACCAAAAACAAGGUAAUUGCCCAGAGGUCCCACCACAUGGAAAGCUGUGUCGAACAGACAAAGACUGCGAGAAAGGGUUGUCUGACCAACAUAACCAUGGUGUUCAAACAGGUGUUUGUGUGAAGUUGGACAUAGUGAGGAAAACAUGUGAAGUUAGGACUUGGUGCCCCAUUGAGAACAAGAAGAAUCCCAGACCUGCUAUUUUAGCAUCUGCAGAAAAUUUCACUGUGAUGAUCAAGAAUAACAUCAGAUUUCCAGCCUUUAAUUACAUAAGAAGAAACAUCCUCCCUGAAAUGAAGGACACUGACCUUAAAGGUUGCAUCUAUAACCGCUAUAAAAAUCCAUACUGCCCCAUUUUUCGUUUGGGAGACAUUGUGAGUGAGGCCAAGGAGAACUUUACAGAGAUGGCAGUGGAGGGUGGUGUAAUUGGGAUCCAGAUCAACUGGGACUGUGACCUGAACCGCAUUUUUCACAACUGUCUGCCCAAAUACUCGUUCCGUCGCUUGGACGAAAAAGAAAGCAACCGAACCGUGUACCCUGGGCUCAACUUCAGGUUUGCGAGAUACUCUACAGUGAAUGGUGUGGAGCAGAGAACACUCUUUAAAAUGUAUGGCAUUAGGUUUGAUGUGAUGGUGUUUGGGAAGGCUGGAAAAUUCAGCAUCAUUCAGCUAAUCAUCUACAUUGGAUCCACGCUCUCGUAUUAUGCUCUCACAACAAUAUUCCUGGACUGGCUUAUUGGUACCGGCUGUUAUUCCAAAGAGGCAAAGCAGACCUACACUGAGAGGAAGUUUGAGGCCAUUCAGGAUCGAGAAGAGUGCUUCCUUUGUGUGUCAUUUGUGGAUGAGGACAAGUUGAGGGUGGUGAAAAAAUCCAGAAAGAAAAGACUACAAGAGACGAAACCCCUUUCCUUACACCAGCGCAAAAAUGAUUUGGCGAGCAUGAAGACUCUGAUGAGUGUUCUGCAGUGUGACCAAAGCAGAAGCGAGCCAGUACAAAAUGGCCAGGGUGGUGGACUUAUGGUAGACGAAAACCUUCCCAGAAGGCACAGCAGCGGACAGGGCACAGAUACACCAUUACUGGAGAUGUCACAGUCUGGGUGUCCGGCCUGGUGUCAGUGUGGCUGCUGCCGGCCUUCAGACAUCCUGCAGGAGCAGCUGUGCUGUCGAUCAGGAAAAGGGCGCUGCAUAACCUCCUCCCCGCUCUUUUCAACACUGGUUGUCAGUCGCUCCGUCCUGGAGACCGCGUUGUUCUAUGUGGAUCCCCUAGCAGAGCUGCAAGAGGAGGCUCUGCGCCAUGGGGCCUAUGCUCAAUUCAUUAGAUGGCGGUUUGGUGACAGCACACCCAGAGAUGCUAUUCCAGUAAUACCCAGUUGCUGCAUAUGGAGGAUAAGAGCGGCAUACCCAACCCCUGAUGGGAAAUACAGUGGCCUUAGACUUUAUCCGGCCGUACCAUCUCAGCCAGAAUUCAACAGAUAACAGACUUUAUUUGUUUUAUUAGAUGUUCAAUCAGAAUGACAAUGUCUUAUGAUUAUGCAUAAAAGGGAAUGAUACUAACUACAAUCAGUAAAACAGAAUAUGAUGGGUCAUUUUUAAAAAUUUUAACCUGCAAAGCAAACAAUGUAUCAUAUUAAUCACAAAAACAUGAUCAUGUCAUUAAGUUUUUACUAACACAGAUGCCUUUGAAGUAAAAUAAAAAUAAUAAUAUUAAUGAAUCCAGAGGUCAAGAAUGUUCAACCAAACUGGUUUACUAAUGACACUGAUACACUCAUAAACCGUAAAUAAGUAUGUUAUGUAUUAAUCAAAUGUGAUGGAUAAAAUUGAGUAAACAAUACUGUUCAAAA
Messenger RNA from Rhinichthys klamathensis goyatoka, 2183 nucleotides. It is a transcript of the gene p2rx7, whose product is annotated as purinergic receptor P2X, ligand-gated ion channel, 7. The transcript has 13 exons. The record is from RefSeq and is a predicted model, not a curated record. Gene Ontology annotation, biological process: response to ATP; monoatomic cation transmembrane transport. NCBI's taxonomy places the organism in Eukaryota, Metazoa, Chordata, Actinopteri, Cypriniformes, Leuciscidae. Gene Ontology annotation, molecular function: extracellularly ATP-gated monoatomic cation channel activity; ATP binding; purinergic nucleotide receptor activity. Gene Ontology annotation, cellular component: nuclear inner membrane; plasma membrane. Bases 31 to 1818 code for a protein of 595 amino acids.